Messenger RNA from Nothoprocta perdicaria, 459 nucleotides. RefSeq names its product leukotriene C4 synthase-like. Gene Ontology annotation, molecular function: leukotriene-C4 synthase activity; glutathione transferase activity; enzyme activator activity. Gene Ontology annotation, cellular component: membrane; endoplasmic reticulum; nuclear envelope. The record is from RefSeq and is a predicted model, not a curated record. Lineage: Eukaryota; Metazoa; Chordata; Aves; Tinamiformes; Tinamidae. Gene Ontology annotation, biological process: leukotriene biosynthetic process. Bases 1 to 459 code for a protein of 152 amino acids. The transcript is spliced from 5 exons.
AUGAGAAAUCAGAUCGACCUGCUCGCCACUGUCACCGUCCUGGGAGUCCUGGAGCAAGCCUAUUUUGCACUGCAGGUGAUCUCUGCCAGGCGGAGGUACAAGAUCUCUCCUCCGGAGACAACAGGGCACCCCGAAUUCGAGCGGAUCUUCAGAGCUCAGGUGAACUGCUCCGAGUACUUCCCCAUCUUCGUCUCGCUGCUCUGGGUGGCCGGCAUCUUCUUCCACCAAGGUGCGGCGGCCGCCGCGGGGCUGCUCUACCUCUGCGCCCGCCUGCAGUACUUCCACGGCUACGCGCGGGCGCCGCGCGCGCGCCUGGGGCCGCUCUACGCCAGCGCCCGGCUGCUCUGGCUGCUGCUGGGCCUGGCUGUCACCGGCCUCCUGGGCCACUUCCUGCCCCUGGGCGCCAUGGUGGCCAGCACGGGCCUGGGCCGCCGCCUCCGCCUCCUCUGGGUCUCCUAG